Molecule: messenger RNA, 3259 nt
Organism: Orbicella faveolata
Lineage: Eukaryota; Metazoa; Cnidaria; Anthozoa; Scleractinia; Merulinidae
Product: trace amine-associated receptor 7f-like
Biological process (GO): G protein-coupled receptor signaling pathway
Cellular component (GO): plasma membrane
Molecular function (GO): G protein-coupled receptor activity
Source: RefSeq, a predicted model, not a curated record
UGUACAGAUAAAAACUAUCCUUAAGUAAGAUAAGAAAUGUAAAAAUGUUAAAAUAAGUUUACAGUUUUUUUUAUUUUUUAUUUUUUUUUUAGCGGGAACAUCAUAAAUAUUACAGCAUAUGGGGAUGCUGUGAUUUAGUUGUAUUUUGCACUCAAACAAAUACUACACAGCUACAACUUAACGUCUAAAGGUCGUCAACUGAGCCCGUUUACAGCACUGAUCCCCCAGUAUGUCUCACAGAUUUGAACAUAAUUACCCUAAAGGAGAGAAUCUUUAUACAGUUUUAUCUCCUUGCAAUAUCUCUCUCUAUAUAAUUAUAUACAUAUGCUAUGUAACUUUACGAGAUACAUAUACUACAUACAUAUUUGCAAUAUAAAAGCUUAUUGUAAAUGAAUAUUUAAGCCCAAAUUUUGAGCUGCUCAUUUGCAUUAUUAAGUAUUUAUUUUACUGUUAGUCUGAUGGAAGCUUCGUAAUCAGCAGCGCUCUAUACUUCACUGAUAUUUGAACAGUCUGUAGCUCUUCGUCACACAAUAUAGCUCAAGUUCAAGUUCAAUUACAUACGGUACCCUACUUGAGAUCUUUCCUCACUGUAAAUGGUUGCCUUGUAAACUGGGUCAGGUUCAAUAAAACUGGUCUAUUCUGACUGAAAAUCAGACUCACGGCAUAGGUUCUUUUUUCAUUAAUUAUUUCUCGCAUCAACUAUUCCAGAAUAUCAGUUAAAGCCACUGUAUGUUAAUGAAGCUUGCAUUGAAUAUAGUACGUCCAAGAGCUGUUACUUUGAUGUGUGUCAAUGGGUUCGGCCGUGCCAUGGACCGGCGAUGUUCUCGCUAGUGAAGUUGUUGUUGUCUUUGUUCCUGUUCUUGAUCAGCGUUAUAAAAAGACUCGGUGCAGAGCUUCUUCAAUGUCCGAAUCUCUCUUACUUACUCACAAAAUCCUCUCAGUCCUCUGUGGGACGUAAGGCAACAAUGAUCCCUCCUGACAUAUCCCUAUUUUGUGCGAAAUGCAGUGACUCACCAAAAGUGAGUUUUACUCAACUGAGCUCAGCCAUGACAGUUCGGCGCCAGGUUUAUUUUUGGUCGACCUGGUUUCCUGAAUCUUCCUACGUAAAUAUAAUAAUCCCGUUUCAAAUAGGCUCUACAAGAUGUUUCUCUACGUACGUACCGCAGAUUCUCAGACUAUACCGAUGUGGUGUUAAUUUUUUGUUGUUGCUUUGUUUCGUUUUAUGUUUUGGUAAUUUUUUUUUUUUUUUAGUUCCUCUUAUCAUAUCCCGUUCAAUUUUCCAAAAUCUUCCCACAGGACUUAGCUGUUAAUAACAGACUGCCUGUUUAAUGACUUUUAGAAAAGCGGUCUACCUAAAGUACUCGUCUUCUGGGUGCAAUAAUAAAUAGGCGAAGAAUACAUAGUGGACGCAGAAGGUUAUUUUUUACCACUUUACAUUAUUAUUAUUAUUAUUAUUAUUAUUAUUAUUAAGAAGAAGAAGCAGAUGGCCUAAAGUAUUUACAUUUAAUUAAAACUUAAGUAAACAGAUCACAGUUUUCCUUUUUCUAUAUGAUUGUUAAACGCAGUGAAAACGUGAUAGACUCAAGCAGGUACAAAUGCUGACACGAUUUUGAAAUAGCAGCAAAAAAGUUAAAUCUUUCCACUUUUAGAACUGUCGGCGGCUGAUAGACACUGCCUUGCUCAACUGAGCGGCGAUUGAGAGAAACUGGAAGUUAACUUGCUAUGUUUGUUUUGCGAGGUAAUCGACUUAAUUUUAAAUGUAAAUCGACCAUGCCUCAGAAAAAUGUGCACGAUCCGGUUAGAGCGGUCCCAAAACGGCGUAUUUUGAUUUCUAGGGGAAACUAAAUGUCUGUUGUGGAGAAUACCUCUUCCUUUUUUCUUUCCUUGACAAUCAUCGACUUCAUCCUAGCGACCCUCACCAUUUGCGGAAAUCUCCUUCUUCUUAUCACCAUAUUGUUCGAUCCACUUCGAUGUCUUCGCACACCCACUACGUAUUUGAUCGCCAACUUGGCUUUCAGCGACCUCUUAGUUGGACUUUUAAUCGGUUACGGCCGCGCUGUGGUUGAAUACCUUCAGUAUGUCGACGAACCCGAACCAAAGUGGAUAGCCACUGUCAUCAAUAUAGGAGGGGGAGCAACUCUUGUUUGUGGGAUAUGGACAGUAAUAGCACUGGUAUUAGACCGCUACCUAGCAGUCACCGAUCCUUUACGCUACAGCGAGAGAGUAACAGCACGUCGAGUGGUUUUGUACAUCUUACACAGUUGGCCGCUGGCGAUGACAUUACCAGUGUCCUAUUCGUUUGCAGGGAAAUCUUGGCCAAUCGUUUUAUUAGCGUUCUCCCAUACACAUUUUACAAUUCCCGUUCUUUUGUUGCUGGUUGUUUAUUUUCGCAUUUUUCGUUCGCUGUCCAGACGAAGAUCGGAGCUCGUGAGACUAACCGCGUCCAUUUCAACGAUGACGCUCCGUCACACUCUUGAGACAGAAAGGAAAAUGGCAAGCACAUGCCUGAUGAUCUUGAUCUUGUUUUGUGCAUCAUUUUUGCCAUGUUAUAUAAAGAUCCAGAUUUUAAAUUUCUGUAGAUGUCUAGAUUCUAAGCCAUACAGAAAGUUUUCCUUUGUUGCUCAUAUUUUUCUGUACUUGUCUUCGCUCAUGGAUCCUUUUAUGUACGCCUGGAGGGUGCCAAAGUUUCGGCGUUCGUUGCGAAAGUGCCUCAAAUUCAAGAAAAGAAAUACUGUACGUCCGACAGCAUUAAACAGGGACAGACAGAGCCAAAACAAUGCAUAUAUGACUAUCAUAAACCUUGACAGUAUCUUCUAGAGUGUUUCCCACUAACCAGGUUUGCGACAAGUCGAAAACUCUCAUUAGAUUGCACAAUCUCUUUUCAGGUAAGGAAAUGAAAUUGGCAGCCUUUCGACAGUACUAGUGACACAUUUACUGACUGAGAGAAUAUGUGUGCACAAUAUGCACGUAUAUUCCCCAGAAACGAGUGGGAUUUUAUGUAAAUAACUACGUCAAAUAAAUGUUCCUAAGAAAAAUGAACGCUAAUUUUUGACGCCAAAAUAUGACAUCUAAUUAUUGUUCUAGUUAAUCAGAAUGGUUGGCCUGGGGUAGUUGUAAAAGCAGUGCAAAACGUACGUAAGAAAGGAUAAAUCUCUUAUAGUAACAUGAUCCGUGUUUAAUGCGGAAAAAAUGGUCUGAAUUCUAUAAAAUGAAUAAAUAAAUACAUUUUAAAGAAAUAAUGAAAUGAAUAAAUUUUUUU